ACUUACUUGAAUACUUCCAUUUCCUGGUACUUUUCCAUCCGAAUGCAGUCGUAUUGACCGCUACAUUAGCUACGUCCAUAAAGUGUUUACGUUAAUUUAGCGAUUCCUGUGAUGUAUGAAACCGUAUGAUUUGCCAAAAUAAGUUUCCAUAUAGUAAGUUAGUGCCUUUUGGGUUAAUUAAAUUAAUUAGUUACGUGCAUUAAACCAUUACGUAGUUCUACUUUAUGCACACUUUAAAAUGGACGACUUUCAUGUUUGAUUAAAUGUUUUAGAUGUGUUUCUACACCUGCAUGUGAAUGUGAUGAACCCUGGAUAUUGUACUUUUCGCCCUCGUGCCUCGCACGCUGUCGGUGAGAGACUCGUUACCACAACCUUGUACGGAUGUUUGCAACAAUGUCGGCGUUUCCCGGUGUGUAAAACGAACCAACCUAAAACGCCCACGGACCAAUUAGAAGGCGAGUACGGCGGAACUCCGUCACACGUCAUAUCUGUGCUCCAACAACAGGACCCCGCUGCAUCCUGUCGGCGCGGAGUGGUCGUCUGCUCUUCACAUGUCGUUUGCUGGUUAUCUGUUCGGGAAACUACCGUCUAAUGAAAACGAGUGCCUGUUUUGGGUGGGGAGGGGGGGAUCAAGCAUCCGAUACCGAUCGGCUCUGUCUGCGUGAAAUAGGGAAUGAACGACGAGACAGCAUCGGACAGCUGGAAGAGAAACUCCGGGUGCUCCAGAUUUUGGAGUUGAGCUGCUGAGAUUUCCGUUGCCACAAUAUGAAGGAGUAUUGAGCAAAUGCUGGCUGUGAGUCCCGGAAAGACGCCCAUCAGUCUGCUGCAGGAGUAUGGAACGCGGAUAGGCAAGACCCCAGUGUAUGACCUGCUGAAGGCCGAGGGACAGGCCCACCAGCCCAACUUCACGUUCCGCGUCUCCGUCGGAGAGAUCAGCUGCACCGGCCAAGGGCCCAGCAAGAAGGCAGCCAAGCACAAAGCAGCCGAGGCUGCUCUGAAGAUGCUCAAGGAAGGUCUCGGAGGUCCUGUUGGAGUUGGUGUUGGAGUAGACGGGUUUAUUGGGGUCGACGUGUCUACUGAUGGGGACAGCUCCCAGUCAGAGAUGAAGACCUCAGGCAGUUCUCAGCAGUCCGAAUGUAACCCUGUUGGGGCUCUGCAGGAAUUGGUGGUGCAGAAAGGAUGGCGUUUGCCAGAGUACACAGUCACCCAGGAGUCUGGUCCAGCACACCGCAAGGAGUUCACCAUGACCUGCAGAGUGGAGAGAUUUGUGGAAAUCGGAAGCGGAACCUCUAAGAAGCUAGCCAAGAGAAACGCAGCAGCUAAGAUGUUAUCGCGUAUACACGAUGUCCCAGUCGACCUGAGGACCAACAACGACGUUGACGUGGAAGAAGACACGUUCAACAUGCACAUGGGGAGCAAAGCUGAGACAGGCAAAAGUAAAGGCUUCAGUUGCACCUGGGACUCACUGCGUAACUCUGCUGGAGAGAAGAUCCUGCAGCUCCGCAGCCACCCUCUGGGCAUGCCCACGGACUCCAACUGCUCUUUGCUGAAUGACCUGUCCACCGAGCAGCGCUUUGACGUCAGUUACCUGGAUCUGGAGGAGCGCAGUCUGAGUGGCCUGUGCCAGUGUCUAGUGGAGCUGUCCACACAGCCAAUCACAGUGUGCCAUGGCUUUGCUCCGAACAUAGACGCCGCUCGAGCCAAUGCAGCCCACAAUGCACUGCAGUACCUCAAAAUCAUGGCUGGGGGGAAGUGAUGUAAUCUUCCUCCUUGUCAGGAUAAGAGGUCCUCUUCGGACAAUGGAGGCACUUUUUUUGAUGAGUUCAAAUAACGCAAAUUACCUCAAAUGUGGAAAUAGAGACUUUUUCUGUCCCCAAAUUGAACCCCGGAGCCACUUGGAUUUUUUAUUGAUGCCAAUGAAGAUUUAGUUGCCCAGAAACUCAUGAACCCCUCCUUCUUGGCAUUUUGCAUUUUUGUCACAAAUUAUUUUUAUUUGUUUGCUAGGAACCCAAUACGCAGCACUGUAUUUUUCUCAAAAAUCUCAAUUCUUUAUUUCAAAUGCUGACAAAUUGUGAUGCAACAAAAGGUCAAAGGAGUUUGUAGGAAUUGGGCUAUGGAAUCGACAAUUAUUGGUGCUUUGUUUAAUCCCAGAUCGAUGAAGGAUGAAGGGAAGAAAAAAGUUCCAGCCAUGUGCAACAACAUGGAGAGAAAAGGACUCUGCUGAAUAGAUAUCAGAGGAUAAUUAUUUUAAAGACUACCAUGUUUUCAGAUGAACUUGUAUGAGAAAAUGUGGCUUUUGUUGUAUAUUAAUCUGGACCCUAAACAAUUUGGGAAUAAAGUAAGUAAUAAACAUGUUACUCUUUGGUGUUCCCAAUGUAGAAAUAUAAAGGAUAAGUAGACUCAGAUGACUGCACAUUAUUGUUUGAUGAAUUGUGUGCAAUUUUCCCCUUUUUAUAAACUUCUUUGUUAGAGUUGGGCUCAUGUUGAUUGCUUACAAACCAGUAAUAGAGAACAUGCUCACACUGCGUGUCUUUUUAAUUGUGAGGAUAGUUACAAAAUACUCCACAACAUUACAAUUCAAUUAAAAAUCCCAAUUACUCUGGAAUUUGCAAAAAAUAAAUUAGCAGUUUCAAAAACUCUGCUUUUAGCACAGUUUUUGCACAAAGUAAAUUAAUUUCAGUGUAAGACAAAGAUAAGUUAACAAUUAGGGUGAAAGGGGAAGAAAGAGUACUGUGAAUCUGCAUAUUUUGUUACUUUUGACCAAACAAAGAACCUACCACAUAUUAUUAUGUGGAGUUAAAUGUGUUUUGUGUCCAUUGUUUCAUUUAUAAUCUAAACCCUUGUGAAUUUUUUUUCUGUCAAUGUGUCUAUGAUUCCUGUAAUUAAAUUUGAUGAUGGUGAAUUUACAGAUUAUUUUCUCCAACUACUUGCUGUGUCUUGGUGUAAGGAUUAAUUUCCCGCCCACCUUGCACUCAGCUGGAAUAUGUAUUGAAAAUAGACAGUUUGCACUACUUGAAAAGAUAAGUUUGCAACAUGCAGGCUGACCAAGUUGUUGUACAUCUCUCACCGGUGUGUUUGAUGUUGACCUCAUUCUCUGAAAAGGCAGAUCUGCUUUUUGUUUUUCGAAUCAGGUGUUGUUUUAGUUGCUGACACCAUUGACGUCUAUGCUGACAUCAAUACAUUUGAGAUAGACUUCUUUGUUGUCGUAAUAUAAACUGUUUUUAGAGAACGGAUGAACUCAAAUGUGAGCUCUUGAAUUUGUUUCCAAUAAAACAUUUUUGUACAUUUUA
This is a messenger RNA of Cyclopterus lumpus (lumpfish), 3290 nucleotides long. RefSeq names its product TAR (HIV) RNA binding protein 2 (gene tarbp2). The transcript is spliced from 8 exons. Gene Ontology annotation, molecular function: siRNA binding; pre-miRNA binding; double-stranded RNA binding. The record is from RefSeq and is a predicted model, not a curated record. NCBI's taxonomy places the organism in Eukaryota, Metazoa, Chordata, Actinopteri, Perciformes, Cyclopteridae. The coding region runs from base 785 to 1756 and encodes 323 amino acids. Gene Ontology annotation, biological process: regulation of miRNA processing; regulation of viral transcription; regulation of siRNA processing. Gene Ontology annotation, cellular component: RISC-loading complex.